AUGGCAACGGCGGUCAUCUUGAAAAAAUCCAACUCUGAUGGAGGUCUAAAGAUGUCACUGACGAGCUAUCACUCUACCCAACACGUGAUUAUCACCUCCAGCCAACAGCACCACAGAGUACGACAGAUCCAUGACGAGCUAUCACUCUACCCAACACGUGAUUAUCACCUCCAGCCAACAGCACCACAGAGUACGACAGAUCCGCUACAGCACAACAUGAGCACAGAGCACAGGAGGAAAUCAAGCACUGAGGUGGGGGUAGAGAAGGUGGAACUGAAACGACAGAUGGGUCUGGUGGUCGCUGCGUCUUUUGCUGUGGGGUCCAUCAUCGGUUCUGGUAUCUUUAUCUCACCUAAAGGCGUGCUGGCAGCGUCAGGCUCUGUGGGUCUGUGUUUGGUCGUCUGGGUGGUGGCUGGAGUCAUCUCCCUUGGCAGUUAUGUUAUGAACGCAUGUCACUUCUCCAUGCAGAUGGUUUGCAUCAGAGCACCUGCAACUCUGGUCGUCAUGUUGCUCACCUUCUCCAAGUACCUGGUCGCUCUGCUCCCCACCUGUGGCACACCUGUGCACCUGGAGAAGCUCCUGGCUGCCACGGCUUUAGUGACGCUAGUCCUGAUCAACGGCUUCAGCACGCGUCAAGCCACAAACGUGACGGUGCUGACGACGGUGUGUAAAGUGGCGACACUUCUGAUCAUCAUUGUUGGUGGCGUCGUGGUCAUGUGUCAAGGCACCACGAGUGAGCUGGAUACAGGUUUCUCUGGAACCUCCACGGAACCCUCGUCUUUGGCCCUGGCACUGUACAGCGCUCUGUGGGCGACCAGAGGAGGAGAAAAUCUGAACAUGCUGGUGGAGGAGGUGAAGAAGCCGUCCAGAAACAUCCCUUUGGCCGCUAUAUUGGGCAUCCUUGUGGUCAUCGUGGUCUACACACUGACCAACGUCUCCUAUCUGGCCGUCAUGACCAAAGAUGAAAUGUUAAAUGCCGAGGCUGUCGCUGUGGUUUUUGGAAAUCGAGUUCUCGGCCCUGUUGCAAUAAUUAUUCCCCUUGCUGUGAUGGUGGCAACUUUGGGUUCGGCUAACAACAGGAUGAUUUGCGACAACAGGUUGACUUACACUGCUGCCCGGGACAAAAACUUCCCAGAAUUUUUCAGCUACAUCCAGAUCCAUCAGCUGACGCCACUUACAGCCAUGAUGCUGAUUGCAGCCCUGGCUCUGGUCUACCUGGCCCCAGCAAAUGUUGGCUCUCUCAUCAACUACCUGGGAUUCUUGAUCUCGUUCUUUGACGCCUGUGUGUACCUGGCCAUGCUGAGGUUCAGGCUGCAGACGAUGAAACACGUGCGGGGACCUGUACGGGUACCACUAGUCAUCCCUAUCCUAAUGCUACUGACCAACCUGUACCUGUUCAUCUCGCCACUGGCCAUCAACCCCAAGCUCGAGUACGUGUAUGUGGCCACUGGAAUACUUGGAGUGGGGGCGGUCCUCUAUAUACCUUUUAUACAUUUCCGGUUAACAUUUCCAUAUUACGAUCGACUGGUCACAUAUGGUCAGCUGUUGUUACGUGUAUGUCCCCCACCCAAGUUUAUUGAAUAAAGAUUUUCUA
Physella acuta is the source of this 1594-nucleotide messenger RNA. RefSeq names its product b(0,+)-type amino acid transporter 1-like. The record is from RefSeq and is a predicted model, not a curated record. Gene Ontology annotation, molecular function: L-amino acid transmembrane transporter activity. Gene Ontology annotation, cellular component: membrane. Gene Ontology annotation, biological process: amino acid transmembrane transport. NCBI's taxonomy places the organism in Eukaryota, Metazoa, Mollusca, Gastropoda, Physidae.